Molecule: messenger RNA, 1107 nt
Organism: Suillus discolor
Lineage: Eukaryota; Fungi; Basidiomycota; Agaricomycetes; Boletales; Suillaceae
Exons: 6
Coding region: 1-1107 (368 amino acids)
Source: RefSeq, a predicted model, not a curated record
AUGGCCGCCAUCAUUGGAGGAACUGUGGCAGGAGUCGCGCUUCUAGCUCUCCUACUAACCUGUAUCAUAGUGCGAUUAACUCGCACAGGACAAAGAUCAUCUGUGACCCCUUUCAAUCUUUCCUCAACUGCACAGCGCAACAUCGCCGUUCCGAGUCCUCUGAGCGGUAGAGGCACAUUCAUCAUCCACCCUGAACAUUUCGAUUCUUGUACCACACAGAAUUCUAGGGAUGGAUCUCCGUCUACCCCGUCCCGUGUCGAUCCCAUACCAUUUCAGUUAUUCAAUGAUAGUAGCACCUCUCCGUCCACUGUUGCAAGGCGCCGACGGUUCUACGAGCUAGAAAAGCUGCAUCCGUCUUGUGCCCAUUCUCCAGAUGUGAUUGUUCCCGAGAGCCAAGCGAAGAGCUACCAGCUUACCCUCCACAGCGUGACCUUCAAGUUCCGACGCACCCAGCGGAAACUGCAUGUACUUGGAGAAGCACGAGGAAUAUGGCCUCUUCCCGUUCGCCAGUCCCAACGUGCCAAUGGUCUCUCUUAUGAGAAGUCUAUGGGCCCAUUUUCAGCUGAAAUUGACGCGAUAAUAAUUAGCACAGACGCUAAUCCUACACUACGUGUUUCGCGGGUAGUAGAUUUUUUUUUGACAGCAACCCGAGCCGCAAAGACCGAUGUCGCUAUUCCGACUCGCAUACCCGGGACAACUAUAAGCGCAGCUCCAUUCUUCCAGCGCACCACUAUAUUACAUGUCAUGACGAAUGCUAUCCGUGUGCUGGAGCCCGGCGGUGAUGAAGGACGAGUCAUCAAAGAUAUGGACGGUAGUUUGCCUCGGGCAAAAAUCAAAUCAUGCAGUAUUUGCGAUCCCUUUGUACUUAUCCUGCGAGAAGACGAGUUUAUCGGUCUUUUUAUUGGUGAAACGGAGCGAGGAAAGAUUCGAUGCAAGGAUAUGUCUCCAAUGGGUGACAAGAUCUGGUCACUACCGAAGUCGACUGUGGUAUUCUCGACCACUGGAGAAUAUACUUACUCUCCUGCUGCAUUGUCUUUACCACAAGAGCCGCCCAUAAAGCCUCAGGAUAUUGACAUCGAUCAAAUUCUCGUUGCACCAUUAGGCUAG